UCCAAUCCUUGCCGAGAUCUCUUUUCGGCAGCAUCUUCCUCUCGCGUCAUCUGUUGCUCUUGGGCCUCUCUCUCGCAUGCUAUUCGGACACGCUGCAUCUUUCCGUCUCAUUAUAUUUCUCACUAAACGAGAUAUCAUCUUUCCGAAGUUCGUUCCUAGUAACCGGCACUAGAACGAUAAAAGAUUUCCUUUCCGUUCUGCGAACUUUUUUCUGUGAAAAAAGUUUACCAGAAAGUGUGGUGGUAUUCAGUGGAGGAUUAAACACAGGAUUACCAUAAAAGGAAUGUGUUGUUGUCCAUGUGCUGUUGUGUUCACACGUCGUCCUUCAAGGAUUGUACCGUAUCACCGCGUGAGUCUGUAGCCAACAGUGGAGCCAUCCCGAGUUCUAAAUGGUGCAGCGGAGGUUUAUUUUUACCCAAGGAUUGUCUAUAGCAUACUUUCUUAUGAUAAUAUUUCAAAUGUCUCAAGCUAAAAGUGCCAAAACUAGUCCAGAAAGUCUCUCCUACACAGGUCAAACACAAAACGAAGCUUCAGCCUGUUAUAAUUUCUCAGUAGGUGAUCCCGUGAAGAAAGAAUUUUUUAGUCCAAACUAUCCUAAUCCUUAUCCAAAGAGUGUAACAUGUACACUUCGGAUUACAGCAAAUCCAGGACAAACCAUCACAUUGGACUUCCGGGACAAAUUCCAUUUAGAAAACUCCGCCAACUGUGACUUCGACAGACUGGAAGUACGCGAUGGUGCCUAUGGUUAUUCCCCUUUGCUAGGAAUAUUUUGUGGGAACCAAUUUCCUAAAAAGAUAUUUUCAACAAAGAGGUACAUGUGGUUGAGGUUCAAGUCGGACGAUAGCAUAGAAUAUGACGGCUUUAAAGCUGUUUACGAAUUCAAAGACAUGAAGAACCAAGGUGAAGGUGACAUAGAAAGCGAAAGAGAAUGCUCGUUUAGAAAAAGCGGACCAUCUGGGAUUAUCUUGAAAGAAGAAAUCAAUCAUUUAUAUUCUAAAUACAAAAAAGAUGACAACAUAGAAUGCAUGUGGACAAUUGAAACGGACCCUACAAAGAAAAUAUACGUGCACUUCACUUCCUUUAACCUUGAAAUGCCCAAUAACUGUGAUGAAAACUUUGUGCAAAUAUUUGAAGGCGGACCAAAUCCUGACAAUGUGAUGAUCACUUUCUGCGGUACAACGGCCGAACCUCUAAAGACGAAGGGCAACAUAACACAUAUUCGGCUAUUCACAAGUCACAGAGCAUUCAACAAUACAGAUUUCAAAGUUCAUUUCACGACUUACAGAGAGCUCUCACCUCUAAUUAAGAAUGAUGACUGUGAUGCCAACACAGAAUUUAAUUGUGGUGAUCAGACCUGCAUUGAUCUGUCAUUAAGGUGCGAUGGACAGAAUGACUGCAAAUAUAGAUACGAUGAAGAAAACUGUGAUAAAGCCAUGGGAGCUGCUAUGGUGCUAACCUCAGAGCACAUGAUCAUCAUAUUGGUGGUGUUUUUUUCGUUGGUUAUUGCUAUGUGUGCCUCGAUUUCCAUUUCCUGCUAUAACAAAAUAAAAGAAAGGCAGGUACGAGAACGAGAAUACAAGCAAAGGCGAUCGAAAGAAGCAUCCGUUGAAGCCACAAUUGACCGCAACCUCCGAGGUCAUUCCACCCCCGACAGAAUCAGUGACGUGCAAAAGAGAAUGCCACCACCAGCCGCCACUGCUUCUGUUGCCAACUUCGAACAAGCUGGACCAGGGGGUAGAGCCAUCAGGGACUUCGCCGAUGAUGAAGAGUCGUCUGAUGGUUGUUACGUCCCGGAAGUGGAUCUAAGUGUUUUCAAACACCCCAAUGGUGGAGAAACUAUACCCAAAAAGCCUAGAGCUGCCGCUUACCAGCAACCACCAUAUCCCUACAUUAGCGAGAGUUUCGAAAGCCUUGAGAGUGACGUAAUUGUACCACCAGCUCCACCACCAGUGCCACAACAUAUGAAAGAUCGCCGUGACGUCUCUCCACCACCGCCAACAUAUAGAAUCGUUGGCGGAAAAGUUGUUGCCAAUCCUGCUAAAAAUGAACCAACUUUAGAACGAAUGCAAAAGCAACCUUUAGGAUCUAGCAGAUCUACUCUAGACAGUAAAGGUGGUAGUAGUUAUGGACGUUGGCCGCCAGAUAGUCGUCCUAGUUCUACUAAACCAGCUUCUGGACCAGCUCCUUACACUGGUUUCAAAUACCCAGAGAAACCAGAAACUUCUAUGAAGCCAGAAAAAGACACGCCUGGACCAAUAGAUAAAUCGAAUUGGCUAAGGGGCCCAUUGGAAGCUGGUGUUCCGAGGUCUGCUUUCUCUCGUUCACCGGGAGAGAUUGGCCUCCCUAAAUUCGGAAUGGCUAGAGUCACUCCUGAUGGACCUAGAGGACCACUUGCCUCAGCCAAGACAGCGCCCACAUCAGAAAAGGGUGUACCUUUAGCAACAUUUAGGAGUCCAUAUGAAGAUGCUCCCUAUGGUCGAGGUGGUUACCGCCCACCCGCUGUUAGGAAUUACGCAGCUCGUAACAAUCCAGAAAUAGAAACUAUGAAGACGCAGGCUAGUAUCGAAACAGGUGACAAAGACUCAAUGAGAGCACAAAGCGCCGCAUCCACUUUGUCGGCUCCCGAUGUUAUAGCUAAACGUUGACUUUGACUUGUUUAUUAAGAGAUCUCAAGCACAAAGCUAGUCAAAUUAUGACUGUGUUGAAAGACGAACUUUCUGCCCACCGUUGGCAGUGGAAGUUUUCACACUGCAUUACACAAUCGGACUUUUUCAUCGCUCCUUCUUGGUUAUCACAAACUUCGGUAGUGCAUUACACAAUCGGACUUUUUCAUCGCUCUUUCCUGAAGAUCACAAACUUCGGUAGUGCAUUACACAAUCGGACUUUUUCAUCGCUCCUUCCUGAAGAUCACAAAUUUCAGUAGUGCAUUACACAAUUGAACUCUUUCAUCGCCCCUUCCUGAAUAUCAUAAACUUCAGUAGUGUAAAUUACCUCUUAAUUUUCAUUUUAUUUUUUAAACAUCAAGUCUUCCUGGCCCAUUUCACUAUAAAGACUCCAUUCAUCGCAGAGACAUUGGUCGAACUCUCAAAGUUCGAUAGAUGCUUCGUACAUUCGUACGUUGUACUCAGGCAGCAAACUUUUUACUUCUUUUUAAAUACGUUCUUAGUUCUUGUAGUUAAUGUCCAAUGCGUCGUUUAGUGUCAGUUGUUAAAUAAUUUCUUACCAAAUAUCAUAUGUGUCUUAAAGAGUAAUAUACCAGCAAACGAAGCUGAGGAACUAACUAUUCAUCAUGAUUUGAACAACCCAAUGAAUAGGUGUUUGAACAAUGAACUAUGCUGUGUACAUGAGAUAAAUAUUUUGAAAAUAUUUGAAUCAAGCAAUGUCUUUAAUGUGCGAUACUAAUUGUUAUUGAGUGGAGAUGUUUGCAAGAUUGUUGCGAUUGUUGCGCAGGAUGACGAAAGCGGAAUUGAAUACUGCCGUUGCUAGAUAAAUGAAUACAAGGUUGUACUUGUUUGAUUAAACAUCCACCAGCAAAGUGGUUCAACGAUGACUACAAAACAAAUUUAUUUAUUAGUAAUAAUAAUGUUUACAUUUAUAUAUUCUGAUGUUUAUUAUGCUAUUUUCGGUGCAGAUAACUCUCUCACCAAUCAAAAUGUUAACAACUUAGAAGUUUUAUGUGUACAUUAUUUUAAUAAAAGAAACCUUUAAAUGAUA
Parasteatoda tepidariorum (common house spider) is the source of this 3714-nucleotide messenger RNA. RefSeq lists its product as uncharacterized. Lineage: Eukaryota; Metazoa; Arthropoda; Arachnida; Araneae; Theridiidae. The record is from RefSeq and is a predicted model, not a curated record. Gene Ontology annotation, molecular function: protein binding.